This is a messenger RNA of Aethina tumida (small hive beetle), 1212 nucleotides long. RefSeq names its product odorant receptor 94b-like. The transcript has 5 exons. Gene Ontology annotation, biological process: sensory perception of smell; detection of chemical stimulus involved in sensory perception of smell. The record is from RefSeq and is a predicted model, not a curated record. The coding region runs from base 1 to 1212 and encodes 403 amino acids. Gene Ontology annotation, cellular component: plasma membrane. Lineage: Eukaryota; Metazoa; Arthropoda; Insecta; Coleoptera; Nitidulidae. Gene Ontology annotation, molecular function: odorant binding; olfactory receptor activity.
AUGUCGAGCGAAGAGCACUUCAAUUUUCGGGAGAUCGUCUCCCUAAACAUCAAGGCGUUGCAUAUUUUCGGCUAUUUCAGGCCCGACACCGACUCGAAACUUCAAAGAAUGUUGUACGAAAUUUAUUCGAUUUUCGCCGUCGGUUUGCUGUUAUUCGUGCUCACCCUAAGCGAAGUUGCAAACAUGUACGUCAUUUUCGGCGACUUCGAACAGAUGAUCGCCGACUCUUUUCUGAGUAUGUCGCACUGGAUACACUACGUCAAGUUGUACGUUCUUCGUGGACGUGGCGAUGUGAUCUGGAAGUUGAUACACGACAUCGAAAGACGGGAGUAUCUGCCCAAAAGCCCCACUCAGUUGCGGAUACUCGAAACGAAUGUCAGGAACUCCAAAAUUAUCUUCAAGACUUUCUUUUCUAUGUGCAUUAUGUGUGGCAUUUGUUUUACUUUGAUUCCGUUUCUUGGAGCCGGACCGGGGGACGUGGGCAAAAAGAAAUUGCCUUAUGGUGGAUGGUAUCCAGAGUCUUAUUUUGUGGCCUCUUACAUUUAUCAGAUUUUUGCUUCUCCUCUAACUGGAUUGGGAAACAUAAGUAUUGAUACUUUUAUUACCAGUAUGAUAAUGGUAGCAUCAAGUCAACUGGAGAUGCUUAAUGACUCAGUUAAGAACCUAAAACAAUUUGCCAUGGAGAAAGCUGCUAAAAAUGGUAGGAAUUUGGAAGAAGAAAUGAAUUUAUGUUUGAUAGAAUGCGUCAAACAGCAUCAGUAUAUUUUAGAUUACACCAAGACAUUAAAUAAAGUUUUUACCGAAUGCAUAUUUGGACAAUUUCUAUUUAGUGUCAUUAUAAUUUGUUUCACCCUCUUCAAAAUUGCUUUGGUCCCCAUUACAGAUGUCCAAUUCUUGACCCUAAUUUUAUAUUUAAUGUGCAUGUUACUGGAAAUAUUCUUGUGGUGUUAUUAUGGCAAUGAAAUUAUAAUACACAGCAACGAAUUAACGAAUUCUGCAUAUUUUACCCAUUGGGCUGGUUGCUCAAAAAGAUUUGGCAAGAAUCUCGUUUAUUUCAUGACACGAUCUCAACUCACACUGAAAAUGUUUGCCGGCGGGUUUUUCACACUCUCGCUGCAAACUUUUGUGACUAUCUUGAGGAGCUCUUGGUCUUAUUUUGCCGUGCUUAACCACAUGAACAUCGUUAAAGAAGAGAUGGGACCUUUAAUGUAA